UGUCAAGAGCGGGUCUGUGUAUCUGAUCAACUUAAAACAAAUGUCUGCUGAAGGAACCAGUUUAUAACCACAGAAAAAAGAAGCGUUCAUGGAGGGAGAGUCAGAGGAGUCAGAAGAGGAGUUUCGGGGACCGGACCAUCCCAUUGUGCUGUGGGAGAGUUCUUUUCAGCAGAGCAUCUUUGUUGACAUCAGUGAUGAUGAAAGUCUUCACCUCAGUGAUCUGGAGAGUUCUUUAGCUUUACAUUUCUCCAAAGCAGACUCUGUUCCCUCAGAGGCCAGCAUCCAUCUAAGUAGUAAGUCACAGUUUUUAAUUGGCUGUGCAGAGCUUUCAGCAUUGGAUGACACUUCAUCUGACAGCAUCACUGUCAACAGUAAAGAUGUGAAGUCGGUUGAGACCACGACUAGGAGGAGCAUAUUGCAUGUGUCUUCCCAAAGACCAAACACCAUGCAAGAUGAGCUGCCCUUAAGGCAGGGCUGUAAGGAUGCAGGGCAAGAUACCAGCGAUGAAGAUCAGGAGGACCUACCCUAUGAUGUUGAUCUUGGAAGCCACUACUUCAACCAGACAGCUAGCUCUGAGGGAAGAUCUGAGGGAGGAUCUACUGUUCAAGGAAGUCCCGAGCUUCCAAGUCUGCCUGAACUGUUGCAAGACGAGUCCAUCUCUAAUCAGAAAAAGUCUUUUGAAGCUUCCAAACCUUCUGAGGCUGCCCAACAAUGCCCUGGUGUUGCGGACAUUAACCAUUUGUUGCUGCACCACUUUUCCCAGGAUGAGUUGCUGCGAACAGGUAGACUGAUUGAGGCGGAAACCCUGCCAGAGGUGUCCCUGCUGGAGAGUGUGGACAACAGUGUUUUAAGCUUGGCUCCAACACUCAGCAGUGCACAGAUCCGAAGCAACCACACAGAGAACUCUGUUGAAGGGUGCAGUACUGCAGCAAAAAAUGAAUAUUUAGAGUUAAAAACAGUAAAGAAGAUUGAUUGUUUCACAUCAGUUGCUACUGACAACAAUGUAUCCAGUUCCACAAGUUCAAAUCAGAGCACUGAGGAUGUCUGUGCAAAUGGCGUGAACCAAAAAAAUGCAGAAAAAGAUGAUCAGAAUGAAAGAGCCCCUCUGGUACGUACUAGAUCCUUCAGUGAGAUGAAGUAUGGCCAAGGUCAGGUUCAUUACCCUCUCCCUGACUUCUCCAAGGUUGCCCCUAAAGUAAAAAUCCCCAAAGCUCCAAGUGGAGCUAUCAGGUUUGUUCCAAAGUGCUCUAAAACUAUGCACAAAGCCCACUCUUCUCCGGGGAUGUUAGACUUGAUAAGCAGAGUCCUGGAGGAUUCAAUUCAGCCAUCAGAGAAGCUCUGUGACUUCAAAGACGACAACAAACAGAAUCCACCUACACUUGUGCAUUACCUGCAGGCUGAAUAUGACAAACUGCUGACUAAGUAUGCAGAUGCAGAGAGACUGAUAGAUGACAUGAGACUGGGAGCCAAUACUCUGUCUCCAGAACAUAUGCUUUAUUUAGAGCAUAGUAAUGAUGAUGAUGAAAAACAUGACAAGCCUGCUGAAGGUAGACAUUUUGGAUAUUUAGCUCCCCACCGUCUUCCAUCAGAUAUGUCUCCAAAUUUCAGAUCAGAAAACGUCAGUGAAAAUCAAGAAGAAACCACCCGGUACAGAACAACCAAGGAAGCAUCCAGAGAUUUCUCAGACCAGGGUGAAAAUGUUCCCAGUGAAGGAGACAGAAUGACUGCUGAGCUGAGGGACGUCAUCAGCCACUUCAUGCAGAAGGUGGAGGAGUUCAGAUUUAGUGUUAGCAACAUGGCUACAAACACAGCUGAACAGCAAACGAUAAUGAGGAUCAUGAUGGAGGCUCAGGACCAGCUGGAGAGGAAAUACAUCAGUAAGAAAGAAGAGCAUCGAGCUCUGGAGAUGCAGAACUACAUGGGUCUGUCCAGGAAUACUGGCACCUUUGACCCAAACAGAUUAGUGGAGGGGGAUAUAUUCAGGAUAGGGAUGCAUCUCGAGGACAUAAAGGAGAUGAUUGAUAAAACAGUUUUGGAGCAGAUCUCUCCACCCCACUCAUCCUCUACUCCCAAACCCGCGCCCGCGUCCCUGCAUGUGAACACCAGUGCACGGUGCACGCCCUCACCUUCACCUCCACUACGCCUGCAUGAGGGUCAACAUGCAGGUUUUUCUGCAGGGAGCUGUAAGGUGGACACACAGAAGGAAGAAGUAAAACAAGAGGAAGUGAAGGAAAGUGAUGCAAAUCGUAGAGUAACUCAAAGCAGGGAGACAGUUGCCACAGAGAAACGGCCUGGAGCCAACAUCUGCUGUUCACGGUACAGUAUUAGUGUCAGGUUCCACUGUGGAGAGGGAACAGAGUGUUUGCAUCUGUGCAGGCCAUCUUGUCUGCCCUGUUUCAGGGACUUACUGGGCUCCCUGGAGGGACUGGACAUCCAGACAGCUGUGGACGCAGAGAGCAGUGAAGAGCUGCUAGAUCACAGUGACAUCCUUGCAUACCUGAGUGGAACUAGUUCCGACUCAAGAGGGAGGCAGUGGCCAGCCAACAGUGACUGUGACCUGGGUGACUGUGUGAGUCUGGCAGUGGAGCUGUCCUUUUCCCCUGAUGCUGUUCGAGACUCAGACAGCCAGAGCAUCUCAGAGCCUCCUCUCAACACCUCAUGUGUGUCACAGAGGAUUAUAAGUCCAGAGACAGACAGUGGAUUUGGGAGUUCCUAUUUGAACCAUUCAGCCUCUGGAUCACUUCAACCAAAUCUCCUCACAGGGAGUGUUCAAUCCCAGAGCGAGGGCACAAGUAGCUCAGACUGUGACGGUUCCUGCUCCAACCUUCAGACAGAAAUUCCUUCAGGCAUUCUGGCCGGCCACCAGUGGGCUAGCCCUCGUCCGUGUGUCCAAACGCUGCACUGUGGAGCUACAGCUGCAGUGGAGCUUUGGGUGGAGAGCACCACCAAGGAAGCUUCAGUCAAGCGGCAGGCUGACCAAAAUCUGCCUCCCAAGUUUCACCAGCACGUAUCUGAGCCUGUAUCCAGCACCGCCAUGGAUGCUGUUGGCAAACACAGCCCACUGCACUCCUGCUCCUUCAACAGUGAGGCUAUCCUGGCUUUACAAUCAGAGGUGUCGAGGUUAAAGACGGACCUGGAGGAGGGCCUUGUCCAGCUGCCUCACCUAGCACAGAGGAUGGAAUAUCUCACCUCGAGAUACAGACGAGAGCGUCAGGGACGCAGGUCUAGAGCUAGAACCCACCAGGCCCCAGCUUGUAGUGGUGCGGGGAAGUCAAGUAGCAGAGGUGUGAGUAACCUCAGUUCUAGUGAGUUAAGGAUAGAGGACUGGAUCUCCUCAGACAUGGACCCCAGCAAAGGUAAAGACACAGAGAGUGCUGAAGCCAGUUGCUCUGACAUCCGGUUACAUUUACACGAGUCACUUCUGGGGAGCAGAAGAGGUGCCAGAAGUGCUUUUUCAGAGAAUGAGUUUCAAGAUAAACUUCAGCAGUCAACAUCAUCCAAAACAGCCACCAAGACGUUUUACUCUAGAGACAGGUGGUCUCUACUGUCCUCUUCGUGUGUCCAGAAGCCCCUUCUCCAGGUCAGUUACGGCUCCUCCAGCAGUCUGCCAGCCAGCUAUAAAGUGCGGGAGACACAGGUGCAGUCCAUGUCCUGUCCCAGAAUGCGCUCCAUCCAGUCAGACACAGCGCUGCUACCCAACAACGUGUACUUCCAGCAGACACAGUCACUGGUGCCAGCGUCCUCCAGAACUGCCAGCAGGACAAGCAGACGCAGAGGGAAAAAGGAGGAAGACAUGAACAGGACUCUGGAUCAGGCAAUUGAGGUGGCCCGUAGCAUGCAGAGAUCCACAGCCCACAUGGCCCGGAGACUGUCCGCUGACUUGGCCAAGGCUCAGUUGCACAGGAAACUUCCCAACAUGCAGCCACCAGAGGGCAGGAGACACCAAGCUCUUUAACACCAACAACACAGCUCAGGUUUCAGCCAUCUGUGAGCUGAUGAAAUACUGCAUCUAUAUCUGUACAGACAUACUUUCAUGAAGAGAUUUCUUGUUUUUAAGCUACUUUUUCCUUCUCCACACAACAUAUACUUACAACAGACAGAAAAUGUUGGAAUCCUUGAAAACCAAAAGAUUAUUUAAAAGAGUAUAAAAUGUUUGGUAAUGAAAGUAAAGAGCAAAAUAUUGCUUACACUUACGUACAUCAGCUUUGAAAUAAACAUUUGGUGAAAAUAGACAUAAGGAAUGUGACUGAAUUGUGAGGUGAUACCAGUAAAUAUAGUAUUACAAUCAAAUCACCUUUUUUAAUUUCAUAAAUUUCAACACAAUUGGUUGUUACGCACACACAAGGAAACCGAGGCAGCAAGCGAUGAAGUUAAUUGAGACUAAAUCUUAGUUGCAUUGGUAAUAUUGUGUUUCAGGAAAAAACCCUCCCUGUCUUUAGUUUGAGUAUCAGCUUCCAUCCUUUCAGCCAGUGUGCUUAUUUGGUGCCUCUAAUGCCCAUCCCUGCUGGCCUGUGGCUGCUGUCCACACAGUUUCUUCUUACUUAGUUUCUGCCGGAUGGCUUUGUGGACCUGUUCCUACCACCGCCGUGUCCCGCCGGUGCCGGGCUCAGUCCAGAUUUUUCCUUGUGGGGCGUUGAGCUGCUCUGUUGUUUUACAGGGAUGUCUGUUAAAGGAGGAGUCUGAAGCACAUUCCUGAUCUGUUCUGGUUUUUGCAGGAAAGAAGAGGUUCUUAUGUUCUUAAUUUUCAAUGAGCUGUAGGCCAGUUUAACGUACGUUUGAUACGUAGAGAGAAACAGUCAGAGCACAGAGCAAACCAUCAAACCUACGCCCAGUUUUUGACAUUAUGAAGAAAAAACCCUCUGGUCCUCUUCACGGCCGAAAGUACAACAUGAAGUAAAUAACAGCAGAAAACAUCUUACACCAUACCAUUGUUUAUUUUUACAACAAACUACACCCUUUUACUGCUUCUACAGCCAUUAAGAGGGUAAGUGGCAGAUGCUCCUAAUCAAAUACCACUGAUUAAGUGAUCAGCACCUGGAGCAGCUUGAUAGGAAAAGCAGAAUGUUUGAUAGUUAGCUGACCUCGAUAACACAGGUGUCUGUUAACAAAAUGAUAACAAGAUAAGACAUCGGCAAUGAUCUUCGAGAAACGGUUGCUGCUGAUCAUGAAUCUGGGAGGGGUUAAACAACUAUUUCUAAACCAAUUAGUCCAUUAUUUUACAAAAAGAAAGAUUUUUGACAAGUAAGAAACUUUAGAAAUAGUUUUCAGAUCUCCCUCUGAGGCAAUAAUUUGUAUGUGGGCCCCAUUUGAGAUAUAAAUGUGGGAUUAGUCCAUGGAUAACAUGUUGACCCCGAUCUAAACUGCUGGCAAUGAUUAUCCUCAGGUAUGGGGAUGGUGACAUAAUAGCUUUUGUCUAUGAACUAUUUAAAAAGGCCAAACAAACCAACAUUUGAGGGACGAAGCUGGGGGCGUAGCCUGAUAUAAACACAAGAUAAAAUAGCCAGGCAGACAAGAACAUCCUCGUCUUCACACAAGAGACACUUUAAUCGAUUCGGCUGCAUGUCUCUGCUCCUUGUCUCACUGAAUGUGGAAACAUCUGAUGACGUCUGAUCUCAAUUCUGUCGGGUUAGAGUCCCUCGGUGUGAAUCCUAUGAACUCUAUUUGUUUUAGUUUUGUUGCUUUUUUUGUUUAAAUUUUAAAUCAUGCUUUUUUAUUUU
Messenger RNA from Cololabis saira (Pacific saury), 5717 nucleotides. RefSeq lists its product as uncharacterized. Bases 89 to 3955 code for a protein of 1288 amino acids. The transcript has 21 exons. Lineage: Eukaryota; Metazoa; Chordata; Actinopteri; Beloniformes; Belonidae. The record is from RefSeq and is a predicted model, not a curated record.